GCACACUCUUCUACCUACGGGUUUGUUUACCAUACUGUCUUCUUCGCCUUGCUGAUACACCUUCGUACGCUACGACACUACCUAGUAGCGUUGCACCUUGCACUGUUCCGCUGUUAUAUACCUCAAAGCACGGGAGCAUAAUGGCGACAACCUCUCGAAGUUCUGCAGUCAAGCGCCUCAUGAAGGAGUUGGCUGAACUGCGAAACGACCCUUCUCCGGAGUUUACGGCUGCCCCACUAGAAGAAAAUCUAUUUGAAUGGCACUUCACCAUUCGCGGUCCAGCUGAGGGAGGAUUUGAAGGUGGAAGGUUUCAUGGAAGGCUCAUUUUCCCAUCUGACUAUCCAUUUAAGCCCCCAAACAUCUCUUUCCUAACUCCAAACGGUCGCUUUGAGGUCGGGAAAAAGAUAUGUCUUUCAAUUACUGGCCAUCAUCCAGAGUAUUGGCGUCCAGCAUGGGGAGUUCGGACAGCACUAGUUGCUCUCAUAUCCUUUCUCCCCACGAAAGGAGAUGGAGCAAUUGGUGCGUUGGACUAUACGGAAGAGGAGCGCAAGGCGUAUGCGACAAAAAGUAGGGAGUGGAUAUGCCCAUCAUGUGGCGUGAAAAAUUCGGAAGCUCUACCGGAUGAAGCCGAUGCUCCCAGUGAACGGCUGCAAGCUGAUCCCGAUAUAUCCUUCACUACAGCGGAUACAGGAAAGAAUGCUGCAGGGGCCCAGUCGACGGAAUCAGCAAGGGAAACGGUAGAGGAACCUCUAGUAGAUCGUGCAAAUACGGGGGAAGAUAACCAAUCACAUGCCAGCGUCGACGAGUUGCCGAAGUCGUCAGAACGAUCACCGACGUCUGAUCAGGAGACAAAGUUAGCUACCGCACGAUCGCAGGCACAGGUACAAGCAGCCUCGCAUUCAAGUCCUGCAGCUACGGGAUCGACUAGUUCAGCUUCACAAAACUCAACGAGCAUGCGCAGGCGUCCUAGCGCAGUGACGAGAGGUUUGGCUGACCGAAGAGCGGCUCAGCCCGGUAUUCCCAAUACUCUUCCUCAGCUGCAACAACAAGUACGCCAGAUUGAUCAACUGUUGGGGCUGGUCCUCUUCCUAUUAGCAAUUUUGGUGAUGCGGCGGAUGAGCGUGUGGUUUGGGGACUCAGAGGAAAUACCAUUGUAAAAUAAGACAUUUAUAUGCGGUUUUGGUAGUCUGGCAGUGUUUAGGAAAGCAUUUAUUGAUUAUCAUGUUUGGUGUCUCAAUAACUUUGCAUGCGGACUACACAUGCG
Messenger RNA from Spizellomyces punctatus DAOM BR117, 1264 nucleotides. RefSeq lists its product as uncharacterized. Lineage: Eukaryota; Fungi; Chytridiomycota; Chytridiomycetes; Spizellomycetales; Spizellomycetaceae. The record is from RefSeq and is a predicted model, not a curated record. The coding region runs from base 141 to 1157 and encodes 338 amino acids. The transcript is spliced from 3 exons.